Drosophila kikkawai is the source of this 4348-nucleotide messenger RNA. NCBI's taxonomy places the organism in Eukaryota, Metazoa, Arthropoda, Insecta, Diptera, Drosophilidae. The record is from RefSeq and is a predicted model, not a curated record.
AUGAUCGCGAUUGGCUAUAAUAGACGCGGGCAACGAAUGCUGCUGGCAUUUCACCUGAUCGGUCUUUGGUAUUCCGCCACAUCGGCUUUGACAGUCGACAAUCAAUUGGUCUCUGCACGCAAUGACUGCUUCGAGCGGAUUGCGCUGGAGGCGAUGCUGCCAUUUGAGAAGACCUUCCGCACCGAAGACACCAACUCGCUGAAGAUGUGCAAGGAGAAGUGCCUGCAGGCGGGCGAGAAGUGUCAGGCGAUCUCGUUUGGUGUUCAUCGACGCGGAAACGGCACUUGUCAGUUGUCGUCGGAACAGUACGGCUCCGGGGGCGGCGGGCGGCCAGGGGGCGUUAUUUUCGAUCCCGACUUUGAUCUGUACACGCGCAAGACGAACUGCUUCGACUUGAGCGACAAUUCGAUUGGCCCCGGACUCCAGCCCGUCCCGGGUCCCAGUCCCAUUUCUCCGGGACCGACGCCCGUGGAUUUGCCCAACCGACCGCUGGACGUGGGCAAUACCCCCGUGCUGGUGGUGAAUCCCACUCCCCACACAGAUGGCGGUCCACCGCCACCUCCGCCGCCUCUCUCUUCUUUGGGACCCUCUCCUGGUGUGGGAGAUCGACUGUACUUCUCCCAUGAUCUGUAUCCGCUGUACAAGUAUCCAACUCUGUAUGAGAACAACUAUCCCUCACCCAACGAGGAUGUCUAUAUUCCUGGUGGUUAUGCUGCCAAUGCUCCCGAGGUGAAUGAGCGCUAUCGCCCCCCGCAUUAUGGACCAGUGGAUCCUGCGGAGGAUGAUGGAGUACGACCCACGCCACAUGGUCCACCUAGACCCAUCUUUGGCUUGGGUUAUGGCAACGGCUACAGCUAUGGCUCACCGGAGAGGUACACUCCGCCUCCGACAAUGAGGCCCUCGAGUGGAUCUUCCGAAGAGCGACCCAGCUAUGCGGCCAGGCCACCGCCUAGGCCUACUGCUGAUCGUCCAGAUUAUCCACCGGGCCCGCCGCAGCCACCACGCCCUUAUGACAGCUCCACACCGCCUUCCUAUGGACCUCGACCCAGUCCCAGCUACGAUGGUCAUCGGGAGCCACGUCCGGACUACACCAAUCGUCCGGAUCCGCCGUCACAGCAGCCGCAUGAUGGCUAUGGAAUGAACGGACCCUCGGCUAGGCCACCGCCACCUUAUGAAGCCCCACCACCGCCUAGGGAUGAUUAUAUACGAAGAAAUGGCAGCGCCAUGCGUCCAGGAGAUGGUUAUGGAGGCUAUGAUGAUGACAAGACUAUAGCCACCUACUUUAAUCCCGAUGACUUUAGUAAGUGGAAUAAACGUCCCAUGCCCGGUGACAGAGACCGAGAUAGAGAUCGAGAUCGCGAUCGCCUAGGCUAUCCCAUGGAUGAACUGAAGGCCUGCUUCCGGCGCGUCCUGGCCGGCAAACGGAUAGCGCCCCAUUGGGUGCGUCGCUCCAUAUCCUGCGAGCGCGUGGAGGAGUGCAUGCGGGAGUGCGGUCGGGAGCGGCGCUUUAUGUGCGAAGGCUUCAACUACCGACUGGAUCCGUCGGGUCAUGGCCAGGGCGAUUGCGAGCUGGUAGAGAUGCCGUUGGCCCAGAUGGAUCUCUACUCCAGUCCAGACCGACGGGAUGCCAAUCUGCUAAGGCAUCCGGACUAUGACUACUAUGAGAGGGAUCGCAAUGCUCCGAGUAGCUGUCGGCGGAGUGCCUGCCAGGAUUGUUCCAAGGGUCCAGUAAGCAGUCAGCCGGUGUACUUCAAGCCUAGCGGCGGCGGUGGAGGAUAUGGCGAUCGUGACAGGGACCGGGACAGGGAUCACUAUCGUCCGCCCAGCAGCACGGCCGUGGAUCACUAUCGUGGUCCUUCGGGACCGCCGUCGAGCGGUUCCUAUGAGCACCGACCACCCUUCUCCUCGGAGUACCAUGGCUCUCACAGUUCGUCCUCCUCGGCAUCCUCCUAUGAGUUCUCCUCGCAUGGCUCUGGCUCCAGUUCGGGCUCCAGUUCCGGCUACUUUGGUCACACGCCUCCAAGCAGCUACGGCGGCGGCGAGCAUCCCUAUGUGGAUCGCCAUGAUCCGCCGCACUAUAGACCUGGUAUAGGCUCCCGCCCGGAUCGCUGGGAGACGCUGCCGAGCAGCUCCGGCUAUGACAGCUCAGCGUAUAGGCCACCACGUCCUGAAACGGAUCGCAUUGAUAAAUACCGACCGCCGUAUCGUCCUGGCUCCGAUUACUCCCCUUACCGACCACCAAGUCGUCCCUCGCAUAACUACCUCGACAGGGAUGGAGCAGGGCCACCAGGACCACCACCGCCAGGAUCCUACAAGAAGCCCAACAAGUUCGUUCCUUACCUCAUUGGCGGCGAGGAUAACUGGGGUCACUAUGGUGGCUCUUAUGGUGGCAGCAGCAAGCACUCUUCGUCGUCCUCCUCCUCCUACUGGGGAUUGACGGACUCCCAAAGACGCAAGGAUCAGCAGGACUUUAAUUACUUCCAAUUGGGGGCGCCGCAUCGGGAAUCCAACUCGGUGCUGAGCUAUCCGGGAUCGGGUUACGAGGAUGAUUAUCCCCGAAGGCGCAAUGACUACCGACAGCAGUGGACGCGAAGACCAGGACAGGAUGAGUGCUCGGCCAAGACCAGCGAGGGCUUCCGGCUGCAUAAGACGGCCGUAAAGCAUGCCUUCAAUGUGCCCACUUUGACCGAAUGCGAGCGUUUGUGCUCUGACCAACGGCCCAGCUUCAUCUGCCACACCUUUAGCUAUCGUUAUAACCAGGCGGGCAGGGAUAACUGCAUGCUCUGCGACAGGCCCAUCAAUAUGCUGGAUUACUAUGUGGACAUUGAGCCGGAUAGAGAUUAUGAUAUAUACUCCAUGGCGGAUGAUAUGGAUGUGUGCCGGCAACCACCGCGACGUCAUGACACGGCAGGGCCCAGCACAGCGCUCUCAGAUCCCAGAAAUGCUCAGUGCUUUUUCCGCGCUAUUGAUGCCACACGCUUCUUCAAGUCCAUUGUACGCGACUCCCUGACCGUGCGUUCUGUGGGCGAGUGCGAGAUGGAGUGCAUCCGUUCCACCAAGUUCACUUGUCGUGCCUUUGCCUUCCGUUAUGGCCAGCAGCGGCAUGCAGGAGUCAUUGACAACUGCCAACUCAGCGAUUGGCCAGUGAGGGAUAUGGAUAAGGAGCGUCAUUUGAUUUUAGAUGCGGCCUUUGACAUCUUCGAGCGGGCCAGCUAUGGCCAUGGCUGCGAGAUACAGCCCAUUGUGGAUGAGAAGCACAAGAAACUUUGCUAUUUGGGCUAUGGCUCGCCAGCUCGACUGCUGCCGCCGGCCAUCAAAAAGGUGAUAUCGGUGCCCUCGGAGAUGGCCUGCAAGAAGGAGUGCAUACGCUUCAGGGAGACGACACCCUUCAAGUGCUUUGCCUUUAGUUAUGGUUCCCAUGCCAGCUCCUUUAACUGCGAACUCUCGGACCUCGAUCAGACCGAGCUCAAGCAGGAUGUGCACUAUACGCACACCAAGGAGCGCGAUUUCUGGCUGUUUGCCUGGAAUCCAUUCGACUGGACCUGCCGGGACAAGGUCAACACCAUUGGGGGAUCACGGGUCAACAAUGAUCGGCGCAUGGACAUCUUCCGGGAACCGGGCGAUGUGGCCUGGCGCCACUACACCGUUUCCGGCAAGCCCUGCCGCCGGAGCAGCCCCUGCGAAAAGAACCUGGUCACGGGCUUCUACUCCUGCGAGACGGAUGCCUCCGAGGUGGGCUCCUGGGACUACUGCUGCAAGGCGGAUCAUCCGUGCGGCUACAGCAAGGGCUUUGACUAUCCCUGGUGCUUUGUGGGCGAUGAGUUUGAUCAGUGGCGCAAGUGCAGUGACCGUUACUUCCCCGGCAAGAAUGCCACUCAGGUCACACACUCCCAUUUGGGUCUGCCCAGUGCCAAGGAGAAGCAGAAGCAUCCACAGCAGGCCACUGCGGCCAGCAGCGAGUACAGCCAGCAUCCGCCGCGACCUGGAGGACUCCAGAGCCUCAGCGAUUUUGCCGCCGCCCGGCUGUGGCCCGUGACCUACUUGUACAGUGAGGGCCCGCCCAAUGCCACCGAGUUUAGCAACUUUGUCGACUGCAACAAGGAGUCGUGCUAAUAGUAGUUGCUCUCUAAUGUUAAGAAUUAAAUAUAUUUAUGUACAAUAGAAGCCACCCCCAUGAAAUCCCCGAUGUACUCGAGCCGCGUCGACGUUGUCGUUGCUGUGAUCAUCAUUGAGAUUGGAUACCAUUGUCGUCAGCAUCAGAAGCGAGACCAAUUAACUUAUUAACUCAACUUCUCCCGAGUGUUGAAUGCAACCUUAAUGACCGCUUGCGUGCAGGCAUUCUUUGUAC